AUCUCUACAAUCAACCCAUCAAUGGCUGUCAAUCUUCCUCUCGAGCUCAUCCACGGUAUCCUCGACAAUGUCGACGUCGAGACCUACGUCGCUGCACGGUCGGCAUGUCGUUUAUGGUGGAAUGCAGCGUCGAUGUCUUCUGUCCUUCGAAGCGCUCUGAAGGAAACCCCCGUGUCGAUACCUCCACGAACAGAUCUCCUAACAAAUGAAGAGUGGAAUGUUUACUUUGACCGAAUUGCAUGUUUGAACCUGCUGGGCCACCGGACGCACAUCGACAAAACAGAGUCUAGGCGUGACCUUCCUGAGAAUUGCACCCCUACUACUGUGCUAGCGGCAUCUCAUGAUGGCCAAAAGCUCGUGGCUCUGAAAGGGUCACGAGCAACCGUGUACAGCCAUCCAAACAAGCACGGGCACUGGGAGUUCUCCUUGGCCUCGUCACUCUAUCCGCUCUGGACCUCGGUAUGCCGCGCCCUAACGAACGGAGGUAGUACAGGCUGCAUGUCACUCAACCAACACUACGCAAAACACCGCAUCGCCAUCUCCUCACAAGGCCACCUUCUCGCCGUCGGACUGGGCAAGACAAUUCAAAUCUACAGUCUUUCCGGCGAUGCGGACGGUAUCUCCUCUCCGGCCGAAUACACGAUCAACCAGAGCAACACCGUUUUCGCAAGUCCCCCAAAUGCAGGCUACGAAGACACCGACGGCGUCGUCGAGUCCUUAGAAUUCACCGACGACGACACACUCCUCCGUGUCGCAAUCGACAAUGAUACAACCACCUUCCAGCCGACUCGUGUACGCUACCUGGGCAAUCCGCAGGACGCCUCCACCUACCGGUGUUGCCGAAAUCUCCAAUACUGGCGCGACAACAUCCACCACAUCUACCUCGACUCCGCCUCUAUGGCCAUCACCCUCGGCGCCGGAGAAGAGAAGAUCAUCCUUCGAGGCCUGCGCCUCCUCCCGACCUCCAAACCGACCCCUCACCAACACCAAAAACCACAAGACCCAUCCUCAUCAUCCCAGUACUUCACCGCAUCCAUCGAAUCCCCAACCACAAAAUCCUACUGCAUCGGCCUCGUCACCACCUCCCCAACCUCCCCUCAAAAAGUAACCCUCACCCGCCUCCUCCCCUCCCGCCAACACCAC
Aspergillus sclerotioniger CBS 115572 is the source of this 1143-nucleotide messenger RNA. Its product is annotated as F-box protein. The transcript has a single exon. Lineage: Eukaryota; Fungi; Ascomycota; Eurotiomycetes; Eurotiales; Aspergillaceae. The record is from RefSeq and is a predicted model, not a curated record. Gene Ontology annotation, molecular function: protein binding. The annotation marks the transcript as partial.